This is a messenger RNA of Ochotona curzoniae (black-lipped pika), 781 nucleotides long. Its product is annotated as 60S ribosomal protein L10a-like. The record is from RefSeq and is a predicted model, not a curated record. The transcript has a single exon. The coding region runs from base 170 to 493 and encodes 107 amino acids. Lineage: Eukaryota; Metazoa; Chordata; Mammalia; Lagomorpha; Ochotonidae.
CCAGUAUCCAGGAAGGAUUCUGCUUUUGGCCCCAAUCAGCCGGGGUGGGCCAAGGCUAUGGAGACGUUCCAGGCCCUGAGCACACUCUGAGUUGUAUCCUAACAGCAGCUAAGUUUCUUGCGACCCUGCAGGAGGUGAUGUGGGAGGUCCUGCAUGGGAACCCGCACAAAUGCCACAAUUUUUGGAGAUGGUGGAGCUGCAGAUCAGCCUGAAGAACUAUGACCCUCAGAAGGACAAGCAUUUCUUGAGCACCAUCAGGCUCAAGUCCACCCUACACGCCAAAUUUUCUGUGUGCGUCCUGGAUGACCCGCAGCACUGCAGUAAGGCCAAGGCUGUGGACAUCCACCAAAUGGACACUGAGACACUCAAGAAGCUCAACAAGAACAGGAAGCUCGUCAAGAAGCUGGCCAAGUACGAUGCCUUCCUGGCCUUGGAGUCCCUGAUCAGGCAGAUACCCCGAAUCCUGUGCCUGGGCCUCAACAAGGCCUGCUGACACACAGUGAGAACAUGGUGGCCAUUCGACAAGGUCAAGUCCACCAUCAAGUUCCAGAUGAAGAAGGUGAUGUGUCUGGCCAUGGCGGUUGGCCCUGUGAGGAUGACAGGUGACAAGCUUGUGUGUAACAUCCACCUGGCUGUCAGCUUCCUGGUGUCAUUACUUAAGAACUGGCAGAAUGUGCAGGUCUUGUACAUCAGGAGCACAGUGGGCAAGCCUCAGCUCUGUUAGAGCUGUCCAGUAAACCCUGUGCCCAUCUCUGGGGAAUAAAAAAAGACUAUUGGGAAA